UUUUAUUUGGAACCAGAUGGUUAAUACAAAAAAAUAGUCUAUUAAGUUUUAAAAGAUAAUAAGAAUGAGAGAGAUAGCGACAAAUAUAUAUGGUAUCAUAUGAUAUCAGUAUUUUCAUGUUCAAAUAAUACAUCUCAAAUUAAAUAUUCCAUGAGUAGCUUAUUGAAAUUCUUGUUUCACAAUACAGGUCCACCAAAUGGUCCCAACAGAAUACUCAAGUUAAAAAUUCUCUGAUGGUUGCUCUUCGCCUCACUGCAUUGCUCACACUAGAAAAAAUAUUAUCGGAGAGAUAUUUUUUAGUAAGAUUUACACCAUCGGAAGAUAUCUCGCAAUAAAAUUUGCAUUACCUUGCACUACCGGGAAAUAUUUACCGGUAGAUGAAGGAUAUGUUAGGAAUUCUGAUCAAUUUUCCGAGCGAACAACAACAAUGAAAUUCUUUUCACCACAACUGUAAAUAAUGGAAUCUUACUAAAUUUAUAUGGUAGCAAUCAUUUCAACCAUAUAUGAACAAAAUCACUAAAAAACAAGAGACUCAAAUGAAUGGCAGAAAUAAGUCCAAGAAAAAGAUAAAACAUGUUAUCCAAACACAAGCAAUGAACAAACACAGAAUCUAACCACAUCAGCAACAUCAUCUUACAUGUAUCAUAUAUUAACCAAUCAAAUCCAUACAUUGGAUUACACAUCUUUAAUCUAAACCAAUCAAACACCAUAAUCAUUAAUCUGACUUGGCAUAUCUACAUCCACUAAACCAUGUAUCAUAUAGUAACUACUUCUAUCUCUCACUCUUUCAUUGUGAAUUCAUCAACACAUUCAUCUUAGUUUUUUUGAGUUGAAGAAGAUUAAUUCUCCAAAACCAUGGCUUCCAUUGCUGCUUCAACUGCAGCUGCUUCACUUGGAAUGUCAGAAAUGCUUGGAAGUCCAAUUAAAUUCAGUGGUGUAAUAAGGUCUGUUCCUUCUUCUUCAACUUCUUCUACUUUCAAAACUGUUGCUCUUUUCUCUAAGAAGAAACCAGCACCAGCACCAAAGAAAGCUGCAGUUACUCCGGCUAGCGAGGAACUCGCCAAGUGGUAUGGUCCAGACAGAAGGAUCUUCUUGCCAGACGGUCUCUUGGACAGGUCUGAGAUCCCUGAGUACUUGACUGGAGAAGUCCCUGGAGACUAUGGUUAUGACCCUUUUGGUCUAAGCAAGAAGCCCGAAGACUUCGCCAAAUAUCAAGGAUAUGAGUUGAUUCAUGCUAGAUGGGCAAUGCUUGGUGCUGCCGGAUUCAUCAUUCCUGAGGCCUUCAACAAAUAUGGAGCCAAUUGUGGUCCCGAGGCUGUUUGGUUCAAGACAGGAGCUCUACUUCUCGAUGGGGGUACGUUGAACUACUUCGGAAAAAGCAUCCCCAUCAAUCUUGUUGUUGCUGUCAUUGCUGAGGUUGUUCUUUUGGGAGGUGCAGAGUACUACAGAAUUACCAAUGGACUGGACUUGGAAGACAAGCUUCACCCCGGUGGUCCAUUUGAUCCAUUAGGUCUAGCAAAUGAUCCAGACCAAGCUGCAAUUCUAAAAGUGAAGGAAAUCAAGAAUGGUAGACUUGCUAUGUUUGCCAUGCUUGGUUUCUUCAUUCAAGCUUAUGUCACUGGUGAAGGUCCUGUUGAGAAUUUUGCAAAACAUCUCAGUGACCCUUUUGGCAACAACUUGCUCACUGUUAUUGCUGGAAAUGUUGAAAGGGCUCCAACUCUGUGAUCAAUCAAUCAUUUUCAUGCUUUUUUUAUCCAAUCUUGAAUGUGUACAAUACAUCUCACUUUGACAUUAUUAAGGCAUUUUGUUGCUUUUUUUAAUGGAAGCCAACUCACUCUUUAUUUUCA
This is a messenger RNA of Trifolium pratense (red clover), 1847 nucleotides long. RefSeq names its product chlorophyll a-b binding protein CP26, chloroplastic. The transcript is spliced from 6 exons. Gene Ontology annotation, cellular component: plastoglobule; chloroplast thylakoid membrane. Gene Ontology annotation, biological process: response to light stimulus; photosynthesis, light harvesting in photosystem I. The coding region runs from base 856 to 1725 and encodes 289 amino acids. The record is from RefSeq and is a predicted model, not a curated record. Lineage: Eukaryota; Viridiplantae; Streptophyta; Magnoliopsida; Fabales; Fabaceae.